AUGGCAACCUCCACCGCGGCGAGAGUUGGACUUCGCUCAUCAUCAAGCCAUAAAAUGGGAAAUGCGCCCACAGCUCUUUCGGAGACAUCUUGCCUAAACCAAACUCUCGCUUUGAGUGAUGGUCGCACCCUUGGUUACGCUGAAUAUGGAAAUCCCCGGGACUAUCCGAUUUUCUACUUCCACGGCUAUCCAUCUUCGCGCCUAGAAGGCUGGGGUUUUGGGAAUUCACCGCAGCGCCAUGGAUAUCGCCUCAUCGUCCCCGAUCGACCUGGAUUUGGACUAUCCAGUUACCAACCCAGACGUGAGAUCUUGGACUGGCCGGCUGAUGUGCAAACUCUCGCCACGCAUUUGGGGUUGAAACGAUUCGCAGUUCUAGGUUGUUCCGGGGGCGGUCCAUACGCAAUCGCAUGCGCUCAUUUACUCCCUCCUCAUAUGAUAUCUGGCGUGGCAUUCUUGGCUGGAUCGCCUCCAUGGAUAGCAGGAACAAAAGAUGUGACCGUGAGCAGGAAACUUUUAUCCCGUGCGGCUAUCUAUUGCCCAGGAAUACUGGAAAUACUGUUGAAUCGACUUUUCAUUGCCCUUCGAUGGAUCCUGGAGUCUGGCCCACUCACAAGAUGGCUUGAUAACUGGAUAGAUGGAAUGAAACGUGACAAAGUCAAGAAUUCGGAUGAACAGCAAAGUGAAAAAAACGAAGAGCUGCCGACAGCAGAGGCUAGAAGACGCGUGUUGAGUACAUCAUUCGAAGCCUUUGCGCAAGGAUCUAAGGCAGCUGUUCAGGAAGCUCGUUUAUUGUCUCAGGAUUGGGGGUUCAAAUUUGAAGAUGUGUCUUAUAGCGGGAUUCGCAUUUGGCAUGGCACUAAAGAUACAAAUGCACCGAUCGGUAUGGUGCGUUACAUGGCCAAGCGACUUCCACAACCCGCUUUUCACGAGCUUGAAGAAAAUCAUUACACAAUGGGCCAUCACCUCGAGAAAGCGAUCACCGAUUUGAUGGACAAUGAAAUCGAAAAGAUGACUGGAAACGAAGCGACUUGCCAAAUGUGA
This is a messenger RNA of Penicillium angulare, 1041 nucleotides long. Its product is annotated as alpha/beta hydrolase. Bases 1 to 1041 code for a protein of 346 amino acids. The record is from RefSeq and is a predicted model, not a curated record. Lineage: Eukaryota; Fungi; Ascomycota; Eurotiomycetes; Eurotiales; Aspergillaceae. The transcript has a single exon.